UUACCUCACAAUGCAUUACCAUUACUAAUCCACAUUUACUAUAAUCAAGUUUAUAUACCGUUAAAAAUAAAUAUGGUCACUUUUGAAGAAAUCGUAGAAAAAGCCCGCAACUUCUCCCAGAAGCCCACCCAGGAAGAGUUCUUGGAAUUCUAUGGCUACUACAAACAAGCCACAGUUGGUGACUGCAAUACAGAUGAGCCUGAGGAUCCCAUAAGGAAAGCACUGUGGAACUCUUGGAAGGAGAAGACCGGCAUGUCGGCCGAUGACGCCAAGGCACACUACGUUGAGGUGUACAAGAAAUAUGCACCAAAAUAUCAAUAAAUAUUUAGUAUUCGAUUUGCUUUGUUGAAUAAAUAAAUUUAAGUUACUUAAUUUGCUAGUCCGUUGAUUUAAUUAAUUUUGUAGUGCAAGCGAAUAUAUCUACACCAAAUUAUAUUUGAAAAUACAUACAUACAUAUAUGUAUUGAUAAAUGAUUUAAUAAAGAAAGAAUUCUUGUCUAAUUUAA
Molecule: messenger RNA, 506 nt
Organism: Ceratitis capitata (Mediterranean fruit fly)
Lineage: Eukaryota; Metazoa; Arthropoda; Insecta; Diptera; Tephritidae
Gene: Acbp6
Product: acyl-CoA-binding protein
Exons: 2
Coding region: 73-321 (82 amino acids)
Biological process (GO): fatty acid metabolic process
Molecular function (GO): long-chain fatty acyl-CoA binding
Source: RefSeq, a predicted model, not a curated record